AUGCCAAAGGGCGAUCCUUUGACCGAAGACGAGAAGAUCGAGGUUCUCGUUCAUCGUCGGGAAGGCAAGUCCACCAACUUCAUCGCCAAUGAGUUGGGACGGUCCCGAGGCUGCAUCCAAGGAUUCCUGGACAAUCCAGCAGCCUACGGGACUGCGAAAUCGACGGGACGUCCGUCCACCAUAAGCAGUGCUCUGCACCGACGACUCAUCCGCUCGGCAAGAAGUGGCAAGUUCACCGCGGCCGAGCUCGUCGAUCGGCAUUCCAUGCCAGUGGGUCCUCGCCGUGUGUGCCAGCUCCUCAACAUUAGCGGAAAACUCAAAUACAAGAAGCGAAUUGCUGCGCCAAUGAUGACACGAGCCCACGAAAAAGCACGCACGGACUUCUUGUCCCAAGCGACCUCCCGCGACCUUGCUGAGUUCUACUCUACAAAGGACUAUGUCCCUCAAGGCAACCGCAUUGAUGCGCUCAACAUCAGCAAGAUGUACCUCGAGCUCGAUCAAGUUGAGCACUCUGAGCACUACGUCGUCGACCCGACUCUGUCGGAGACCGAUCGCGAAGCGCGUCUCGCUCAGAUCAAGGCGCACACCACCGCCACCCAACGCGAGGUCAUUACCCGUGAGACGACCAAUAAACUGGCGAAUCAACGCUCUGCGGCGCACACCUUCUUGGUCUCAGCCAUUUCUACGAACCUCCGGCGCCUCUAUCAGGCCACUACGUGUCCGUUUGAGCUCUUUGAGCACAUCAAGACUCGUUUCGAGUCGAACCCCAUGGACAACAACCCUAAGGUCAUUGCCAGCUAUCUGCGCACUCUCAAGUUCACUGAUGAGAGUUGCAUUGACACUCUCUCUGUGGAGCUUAUUGACCUUGUCAAACGCUACCGGGUGUCUAUGACGCCGCCGUCGUUCAAUCCUCUGGAUCCAUCGGCGAUCUCGUCCGUCGACUACCACAACCAUAUCUAG
Molecule: messenger RNA, 960 nt
Organism: Aphanomyces astaci
Lineage: Eukaryota; Oomycota; Saprolegniomycetes; Saprolegniales; Verrucalvaceae
Exons: 2
Coding region: 1-960 (319 amino acids)
Molecular function (GO): DNA binding
Source: RefSeq, a predicted model, not a curated record